Rotaria sp. Silwood1 is the source of this 1459-nucleotide messenger RNA. Lineage: Eukaryota; Metazoa; Rotifera; Eurotatoria; Philodinida; Philodinidae. The record is from the annotation of a GenBank genome assembly.
AUUAUCUUAGUUCAUGGUUCACCCGACACAAUUAUUACUGAUCAAGGAACACAUUUCAAGAACGAACUCUUACAAGCUAUUUCACAUUUAGUUGGUUGUAAACAGAUUUUUUCGACACCAUAUCAUCCACAAACAAAUGGACAAACGGAACGAUGGAACUCGACAUUCGUAACACAAAUCGCCAAAUAUUGUAAUACUGAUCUAAACAAUUGGGACACAUUUUUACCAUCUAUCGUUUAUGCUUACAAUAAUGGUAUACAUAGCUCAACUGGACUUAGUCCAUAUCAACUAGCAUUCGGACGACGACCACGUCAUCCAUUUAAUCCUCAUGCAACUACCUUCGUUUUCAACAAACCACAUGAUUAUUGGACGCAAGUGAUGCAAUACAGAAAUACAGCUUUAAAACAAGCAAAACAACAUAUAAUACAUCAACAAGAACUAUCAAAAACUCGUUUUGAUAAAAAUCGAUCGCAUCCGAAUUUCGUUCUAGGUGACCUUGUGUGAAUGAAAGUUUUUGUUGAACGACACAAACUUAAAGCUCGAUACAUUGGUCCGGUUCGAAUUCUCUCACCCCUAUCAUUCAUAGUUGAAGAUGAACAUUUACAACAAUUUCAAGUGGAUUCAAACAAUAUCAGACGUGUAUAUUCUCGUGAAUCAUUCCAGACGUGAUACAAUUUUUCAAACGAAAUUCAUCUACUGACAUCAAAUACUCACACGAUUUAUUUAGUAUUAAUAUCUUUUUAUCUUGUUUAUUUCAACUUUUCUUAACUUUCAUCUCAACAACGCCUCAGCUAUCUUCUUCUUCUUGAAAAUUUUGUUUCUCAAAUACUUCUCUUACAGCUCGCUGUUACAUUACAUCUACCACUCACUCCGAUCGUAUCAUGAACAUUUUUACUCCUAAUUAGUACCUAACAUUUAUUUUCUCCCCUUGUAUUUCACUUCCUUUCUCAUCAGCUUUUAUAUUUGUCCUCUUCUCGCACACUGUUUCGCGUUCAACAUAUGAAUUAUCUAAUUUUUUUGGUUUUAUUUUUGCUAUAUUCAUUUCGGAUUUUUUCUUUUCAUGGUGUUCGAAUUGUUUCAAUAUCGUUUCUUAUCUUUUACUUUGUAGAUUUUUGGAGGGGGAAAGUGUUAUCUCAGUAGAGACAUCUCCUGACAUAAGACGGCCAUCUUUAUUCCUCUAUCAUAGUUAGGAGAUUGUCAGGAUCGCCAUCUAUGAUAGAUGGACGAUCCUUAACCUUUGUUCUUCUUUCCUCCACAUAUAUAUAUAUAGAUAUAUGUUUUUGUUUACUUGUAAGAGGGAGAGAGAGGGUGAUAUUGUAAAAAAGGGUGAUAAGUGUAAAAACAGACUUAGGUACUUGUUCUUCUUUGCUAUACAUUAAAUAAAAGUACAAGAAACCUAACAGAGAUGGAAACAACCGGUGGAAGAGGAGAGAAAGAGAGAAAGAACAUUCUUUGCUGC